UCAGCUGUUACCCAUGGCUCCGUUCCGAGCCACACCUGUGGCUCCUGCGUUUCCCUCUGGCGCACGCGCUCACGAGCUGGGGCCGCGUGGACCCCGCCGAGCAGGAAGAGGCGGAGCGCGGGACCGCGGCUGGAAAAAAGCGCGCGGAAGGGGUGCUGCCACUGCACCACUUCGCCUGCCUCCGUCCCGCCGCGCCACUUCGCCUUCCUCAGUCCCGCCGCUCGCCGUGCCACUUCGCCUGCCUCUGUCCCGCCGCGCCAUGCCCGUCGCCGGCUCAGAGCUGCCGCGCCCGCCCUUGCAGCCCGCCUCACAGGAGCGGGACGCCGAGCCACGGCCGCCGCACGGAGAGCUGCAGUACCUGGGGCAGAUCGAGCACAUCCUCCGCUGCGGCGUCAGGAAGGACGACCGCACGGGCACCGGCACCCUGUCGGUAUUCGGCAUGCAGGCGCGCUACAGCCUGAGAGAUUAUUCAGGACAGGGAGUUGACCAACUGCAAAGAGUGAUUGACACCAUCAAAACCAACCCUGACGACAGAAGAAUCAUCAUGUGUGCUUGGAAUCCAAGAGAUCUUCCUCUGAUGGCACUGCCUCCAUGCCAUGCCCUCUGCCAGUUCUAUGUGGUGAACAGUGAGCUGUCCUGCCAGCUGUACCAGAGAUCAGGAGACAUGGGCCUAGGUGUGCCUUUCAACAUCGCCAGCUACGCCCUGCUCACAUACAUGAUUGCGCACAUCACGGGCCUGAAGCCAGGUGACUUUGUACACACCUUGGGAGAUGCACAUAUUUACCUGAAUCACAUCGAGCCACUGAAAAUUCAGCUUCAGCGAGAACCCAGACCUUUCCCAAAGCUCAAAAUUCUCCGAAAAGUUGAGAAAAUUGAUGACUUCAAAGCUGAAGACUUUCAGAUUGAAGGGUACAAUCCACAUCCAACUAUUAAAAUGGAAAUGGCUGUUUAGGGUGCUUUCAAAGGAGCUUGAAGGAUAUUGUCAGUCUUUAGGGGUUGGGCUGGAUGCAGAGGUAAAAGUUCUUUUUGCUCUAAAAGAAAAAGGGACUAGGUCAAAAAUCUGUCCGUGGCCUAUCAGUUAUUAAUUUUUAAGGAUGUUGCCUCUGGCAAAUAUAACUGCCAGUUCUUUCCAUAAUAAAAGGCUUUGAGUUAACUCACUGAGGGUAUCUGAAAACGCUGAGAUGAUGAACAAAGGAGAAUGAAACGUAUGUGCUCUUAGCAAAAACACGUGCGUGCAUUGCAAUCCCACGUCCUUAUAAAGAAGGUUGGUGAAUUUUAAGAAUUUCACAAGCUUCCCUCAAAUCUGCGGGAGCUGAGUAACACCAUCAAUCAUGAUGUAGCGUGUGGUUAUGAACAUUUAAAGUUACAGUCGUUUUAUAUGUUGCUAUAAUAAAGAAGGGUUCUGCAUUUGUC
Messenger RNA from Cercocebus atys (sooty mangabey), 1413 nucleotides. It is a transcript of the gene TYMS, whose product is annotated as thymidylate synthetase. Gene Ontology annotation, biological process: dTMP biosynthetic process. The record is from RefSeq and is a predicted model, not a curated record. The transcript has 5 exons. Gene Ontology annotation, cellular component: mitochondrion; cytosol. NCBI's taxonomy places the organism in Eukaryota, Metazoa, Chordata, Mammalia, Primates, Cercopithecidae. Bases 14 to 952 code for a protein of 312 amino acids. Gene Ontology annotation, molecular function: thymidylate synthase activity.